AGCGGGGCCAUGAGCGGCGGGGCCGGGGACGGGACCGGGACCGGGAGCGGGGCCGGGAGCGGGGAUGGCGCUGAACGGCGGGUCCGCAUCGUCGUGGAGUACUGCGAGCCCUGCGGGUUCGAGCCCACGUACCAGGAGCUGGCGAGCGCCGUGCGGGAGGAGUACCCGGACAUCGAGAUCGAGUCCCGCCUGGGGGGCACUGGCGCCUUCGAGAUCGAGAUCAACGGGCAGCUCGUCUUCUCCAAGCUGGAGAACGGGGGCUUUCCCUACGAGAAGGACCUGAUCGAGGCCAUCCGGAGGGCCAGGAACGGGGAACCCCUGGAGAAAAUCACCAACAGCCGCCCCCCCUGCACCAUCCUGUAGCCCCCCCAGGGACGUGGGGGUCCCCCCUCGCUGCUGUGACCCGGGGGGGUUCACUGGGGACAUCAAGGAGGACCAGGGAUGUCAGGGUGUCCCCCCCCAUCACCCCUCGCUGCCUUUGGUCAAUUCCUGCAUGCCUGAUGGGGGGGGAGCAAGGAAAUUGGGGGAAUUUGGGAGCCUCCUGGGGACCCCCUGUUGUGGCACCUCCCUGGGGGGGGGGGCACAGGGGGUCCCCCAAACCCCACAGCCCCCCAUGGGCCUCUCCCCUCCCUGAACCCCUGGGAACUUGGGGCCCCCCGUGAGCGGUGAGGUCUCUGCAGCUCCCAGGAGGUGAAUUCCAGAGGGAAAUCCACUGGCUGGGCCUUUCCUGGGGUUGGUUAAGGAUUAAACAGCUCUGUCACUGUUUAAUCCAGGCGGGGGCACGGGGCCCCUCCCGGCCAUGGCAACCCCGGCCUGGCCACGGGUGUGUUUGUCCCUGACCCCUCCCCAUUCCCAGGCUCCUGCUUCCUGCCUGGAAUGACCCUGCCCUUGGCCUCGGGGCAGGGGGGGCCCCUAUUUAUUCUAUACUGUGUAUAAACCCAAGGGCUGGGACGGAGUGAGGGAUGGAGGAGGUGGAAUAAAGGAUGGAGGAGGUGGAAUAGAGGAUGGAGAAUGUG
Molecule: messenger RNA, 1016 nt
Organism: Myiozetetes cayanensis
Lineage: Eukaryota; Metazoa; Chordata; Aves; Passeriformes; Tyrannidae
Gene: MIEN1
Product: migration and invasion enhancer 1
Exons: 4
Coding region: 10-363 (117 amino acids)
Biological process (GO): positive regulation of filopodium assembly; negative regulation of apoptotic process
Source: RefSeq, a predicted model, not a curated record